Messenger RNA from Oxyura jamaicensis (ruddy duck), 5768 nucleotides. It is a transcript of the gene TOMM70, whose product is annotated as translocase of outer mitochondrial membrane 70. The record is from RefSeq and is a predicted model, not a curated record. Gene Ontology annotation, molecular function: protein binding. Lineage: Eukaryota; Metazoa; Chordata; Aves; Anseriformes; Anatidae. The coding region runs from base 1 to 2127 and encodes 708 amino acids. The transcript has 13 exons.
AUGGAUGUGUUGGCUGAUUCUCCAGAUGGGGAAUACUCCAGGCCAUAUUUUGAGAGCCUGAAUUUGUCUGAAGGCCUUAAUACUAGCAAUCUGGCUGUUAAGCUGGCAUGGCCAUGUGUGGGCACACCACACAGAUACAGUUCCAGUACUGUACAUUUAACGCUUUUCACGACAGACUCUCUCCACAACGCAAGGAAAACAAAACCAAGGCCCCUAACGAGGGGACCGGGCUCCUCCGCUCCGGCAGGCGGCGGUGCGGCGGGAAGCGGCGCGGAAGUGCUGGGUGCCCCUCGCUCUCCCGGCCUGCUCCGGGUGUCCGCUGACCCCGGCCCUCCCCGCCGGCCGUGCGAGCGCGUCAUGGCCGCCUCGAAGCCCGUGGAGGCGGCGGGCGGUGGCGGCGGCGGCGGCUCGGGGCUGUCCCGCUGGCAGCUGGCGCUGGUGCUGGGGGCGCCCAUCCUGCUGGGGGCUGGCGCGCUGUACCUGUGGGGGAGGCGGGCGGCCCGCCGCGGCGGCAAGGGGGCGAGCGAGAGGAAGACCCCCGAGGGGCGGGCGAGCCCCGGGCCCGGAGCCUGCGGAGGAGGAGGAGGAGGCGGGCAGCCCGAUGGGCCCGGCCACCAGGAGACGAGCCCUCUUGAUAGAGCUCAAGCAGCCAAGAACAAAGGAAACAAAUAUUUUAAAGCAGGAAAAUAUGAGCAAGCUAUUCAGUGCUAUACUGAGGCUAUCAGCCUGUGCCCUCCUGAGAAAAACCUUGAUCUGUCUACCUUCUAUCAAAACAGAGCUGCUGCCUAUGAACAACUGCAAAAAUGGACAGAAGUGGCACAAGACUGUACAAAGGCUGUUGAGCUUAAUCCUAAAUAUGUAAAAGCUCUCUUCAGACGUGCAAAGGCUCACGAGAAACUAGACAAUAAGAAGGAAUGUUUAGAAGAUGUCACUGCAGUCUGCAUUUUAGAAGCCUUCCAGAACCAGCAAAGUAUGUUAUUAGCUGAUAAAGUUCUCAAACUCCUUGGAAAAGAAAAGGCCAAAGAGAAGUACAAGAAUCGUGAGCCUCUGAUGCCCUCACCACAGUUCAUUAAAUCCUACUUCAGUUCUUUCACAGAUGAUAUCAUCUCCCAACCUUUGCUUAAGGGUGAGAAGUCGGAUGAAGAUAAGGAUAAGGAAGGAGAGGCUUCCGAAGUAAAAGAAAACUCUGGCUAUUUGAGAGCAAAACAAUAUAUGGAAGAGGAGAACUAUGACAAAAUUAUCAGUGAGAGCACAAAAGAAAUUGAAGCAAAGGGAAAAUACAUGGCAGAAGCUUUGCUUCUGCGAGCUACGUUCUACUUACUUAUUGGCAAUGCAAAUGCUGCCAAACCAGACCUAGAUCAGGUCAUCAGCAUGGAAGAUGCAAAUGUGAAGCUCCGAGCUAAUGCUCUGAUCAAACGAGGAAGUAUGUAUAUGCAGCAGCAGCAACCUGCACUGUCCACUCAAGACUUUAACAUGGCUGCUGAUAUCGAUCCUCAAAAUGCAGAUGUUUACCACCAUCGAGGACAACUGAAAAUCCUACUUGACCAAAUUGAGGAGGCUGUGGAAGACUUUGAUGAAUGUAUCCGAUUGCGACCCGAUUCUGCCUUGGCUCAAGCACAGAAAUGUUUUGCACUGUAUCGCCAAGCCUAUACAGGAAAUAAUCCUUUGCCUGUGCAAGUAGCCAUGAAAGGCUUUGAAGAUGUCAUUAAGAAGUUUCCAAAGUGUGCUGAAGGCUAUGCUCUCUAUGCUCAGGCACUAACUGAUCAACAGCAGUUUGGCAAGGCUGAUGAAAUGUAUGAUAAAUGCAUUGAUCUCGAGCCAGACAAUGCCACAACAUAUGUUCAUAAAGGUUUACUUCAGCUUCAGUGGAAGCAAGAUUUAGACAAAGGUUUAGAACUCAUAAGCAAGGCCAUUGAAAUUGAUAACAAAUGUGAUUUUGCAUAUGAAACCAUGGGAACGAUUGAAGUGCAAAGGGGUAAUCUAGAUAAAGCCAUUGAAAUGUUCAACAAAGCUAUCAACCUGGCCAAAUCCGAAAUGGAGAUGGCCCACCUCUACUCACUCUGUGAUGCUGCCUAUGCCCAGACAGAAGUUGCAAAGAAGUAUGGAUUGAAACCACCGACACUGUAAAAACAAAACAAAACAAAAACAUAAAACAAGAGGAGGAAAUGACCUUCUAAAGUGAAGUUGCCCACUUCAGCCCUAAAGACGCUGUUGCAAACCAUGUUGAAUGGUGGAACUUAGUUUUUCCCGUUCGUGGUGUUGUCAUUUGCUACAUCCGUUAAAUGUUUAGGUGUUGUGGGAGUGGUUGUUCAAGGAAGUAUGCAAUGUUGCAUCUUGUUCCUUCUGCAGCAAAAACCUUAAAAUGUGUUAAGGGAAAUAAAGUUGCAGGGGAACAACUGGAAGAUAAUUUGGCCAUGCAAAUAAAAACUUUACAUUGCUUCAUUUUGGGUGAUUACGUUGUGGGCAAUUUUUGCUUUACCAAACAAUAUUACAGCAUGUUUUUUGUUUUUCUUUUUCCCCUGUUGAUUUUAAAGGUAAUACUAGUCAGUGCUGUAAAAUAGGUUUCUCUUUUAUAUGCAAUUAAUCCUUGAGGGUUGAUUUUAAUUUUGCAAAAGGAAAAAAAUAAUUUACAAACUGUUUAAUAAUAGGGAUUUUUUUUAAAGCCAGUAGCUGUGAAGAGAAUCCUGUAAAUAUAUGCAAGCAUGCACAAUCUUCCCUUAAAGCCCUUCCCACCCUCUGCACAACUACUUAGAAAUGGUCCUGUGGCAGCUAUUAGGGAAUUAAUUUGAUAGUCCUUAUCCUCACCCCAGAAAAAGCCAUAGUGUACUGUGUAGGAGAGCUAGUACAAAGGUUGUUGGGGGAGAGAGGUUAGGUUAACACUGCUUCGGUGUGCAUUUUACUGGAAGAAAGACCAUGUUCCCAUGCAGCAGUCCUUACUUGAAUGUCACGGGAAAUGGUUCUGGGAGGUUCUGAGAGACUUUCAAGAACAGAAAGCACUGCUGGGAGUAGAGCUGCCAAGGUAAGGUCAUGCUUGCGUAUAAUCUUUGUAAUCUCUCUCUGUUGCUGAAAUGUAACAGUUAAUAGACUGUCUAAAUUCUCUUCAUUCUCUAGAGCCUUCUGUGUUUUGUUCUAGUCCUUGUAAUAGCCCUCUGCAGGAUUAAGUAAGAUAAAGAACAAAGCAUAGUCUAAAACUUCAAAUAAUGGAUUAGAAUCUUUAUUGGUUACCUUGUUCUUCAGGCAGUGGAUUGUCCAAGAUUACAGAUAGUGUAGGAAGGAAGCAACUGGUUUGCAAAUAGCACAUUGGCAAGUUAUUAAAUACUGGUAUAAACAGUAUUCCUUGAACUAGGAACCUCACAGAGGGCUUCUCUUCUGCUUUGGGUUGAUCUUUCUGGUACUGAAGCCAGUCCUUUGUGCCUCUCCUUGGACUGAUGUGGCUGGAUAAACUUCACACAAAUUCUUAACUGAUGUUGCUUAAUUCACCAUACACGGAUCUGGACUUCUUCCCAUCUUAAAACCAUAGAUUUCCAUGUGCUGAAUUUUCUGAUGUUUUUCACCUCCUAAGGAAAUGAACCAAACUGUGAUCAAACUGUCUUGUUUUCUACUUGUGACGCCACAUAGCAGCAGCUCCUAUUUUCAGCUUGACCAUCGUUUCUCCCAGCAAAUAAAUUGAGAAUGAAAAUGGUAAGCAGUAGACAUGGAGAUUUAAUCCUUUUAUUUUAGCUAGCUUAGUAGGGAGAUCUGAAAUCGUAGUGUUGGUAUAGAGUUGAAGGCACUGGAAGGUACUUGCAGCUGCUAAUAAGGGUAUUGCACGUAACAAGUGUCAAAUGUCUUCUGGAACUUCCAAUUUCUGCAUCAGUUACCCGAGAACAAAAAUAUGCCAGGCUGACUGAUGUGUCCUGUUUUCCUGAGGAGUUUUUAUUCGCAUGGCCUUAUCUACAUUGGCAUUUUCUCCUCUUCACCCUACCUUACCCCAUUCCUGCCCCCACCAAAUCAAUUAAGGGAAAAAAAGCAUGUGCUGUCAAAUACUAGCAUUCCAAAUCAUCACAGACUCUUGCCUGUUCUUGAACUAGUUUGAAACUGCACUGAAAGGAUGCAUUGUCUGUAAUUUUUUGUAAAUGAUGUAUCACCUGUAAACUGAAAAAAAAAUAAAUAUUACCUUCAAGUAUUUCUCUCUGACAUGUAUAAGAACAGGUUUUGAUAAAAGUGUUCUCUAUACUUAUUUGUGAUUGCUCUGAAUCUAGGAAAGAAUUAAUAAUAACUGACUCCCUGUCAUCUCUCACUCGAACCUUUAAGAAAAGAGGAGACAUGGAAGGAACGAGCCUUAUCUCUGAUUGCUUCCAUCAGCUGCAGAGGUAUGAUCUUGAGAGCUGAAGAUUACAGGGGAAAGGAAAGCUGGGAAUCCGAGGAGCUGGCAUCCUGUUCAUGUGCAUCCUUGGUUGGAUUCUGCUCAGGCUUCCUUUUAGUGAAAGGGAAUUUAGUUUUUUUAAUGGCUGAUACAGAUGAGGUUUUGCUUUAUACCAGGUGUGCAUGUGAACCUUGAGAAAAGAUUUUUUUUAACUAUGUGUUGAGAGCUGAAGUUGAAACAAUUAUUGCUGCUAUUAAAAAAAAAAAAAAGGUGAAAUCAUGUAGGAAGUGUAGUACUGAAGACUUGGAUAAACUUGUGUCCUAGGGACUGUGGGAAGCUGUUUCUAUGCAUAGUUGUCAUGCAUCUUAAUUCUGAUCAUGUAAGAUUCCUGCUGUUCACCUUCAGAUAUAGAUAAGUUUGCCAAAAUGGAGAUUAGCAGUUGUGCCUUGUUUACCAGGAUCUAUGUGUAGAUUGAAAGUGAAGAAAGGAACUAGCAUACACUAAGGAUCUGUACCCUGAUUUGUUCUGGAACUGAGAGUGAGCCAGCUUAAAUACUAUUUUGAGCAGGCUUCCCCGCUGCAGUGGUAAUAACUCUCCCGCUGAAUUUAGUUAAAACAGGCAUUACUAUGUUUUCUACCAUGUCUUUAAAAUCCAUUGAAAUCCUUGCAGGCUGAACUUCUGUAGCCAUUACAGGGCUGCUGCUGGUUGCUUUUAUAUACUUAAAAUAUUGGUACAUAUGUAUAAUGUGGAUACUUAAAGUGCCUGUCUUCUGCCCCCAUAGGAUUGAGUACUGACUGCUUUAACUACUACCUAGCUGAGAACUGAUUGUGUCUUUUUUGUUUGCAACUCCCCCCAUAUUCACAGUCCACUGGUAUCACUUCUGAGGGAAUCUUACUGGAGACUCCUAAAAUGUCCUCCUAAGAAAAGGUGCUCAGAGCUGGUAUUGACAGACUGAAUGAGGCUGAACCCAUGUCACCUCUGAAGCUUAGCUCACCAAAGUAGCCCACUACAGAUUCUCACCCAUUCUCCAUUUGGAAGGCCAGGGGAGGACAGUACAUGCUAUGGAUUCUGUCUCAUUGUGGCAGGUUACAUCUUACACUUCCAAAAUUAAGUGGGUAGCCCUUGAGAAUCCUGCAUUUCUUUAAUCCUCCAAAGAUAAGUGUCUAGUUCCUGUUCUGCCGCAUAUUAAAAUAGUAUAGAGGUUGGGGGUGGUAGGGAAGACAGAUUGCAGUAGUUUAGAAAAAAUAUGGAUACAUAAUAGUUGCUGUGGUUUAGAAGUUAGAUUGCUGUGAUGGCCAUCAUUCAUGCUGGUUGUUGUGUAUGUGGCAGGUACUGAUUUAAUGCAGGAGACCUAACUCAAAUAGUAAAGUGUUACUUUUUUUUAUAUUUAUUUUUCAACAAAUAAAUCGUCAUUUCACCUUGC